ACUUGGCAGAGGCACAUGAAAAAUGAUAAUAAUGAAGAAAAAAAAAACAUUUUUGAGAAACUGAAAUUAAUAGGAAAUUUUUGGUUUGUUUCUGAUUUUCAUGUUGAUCAAAAUUAUUCAAGAGAAGGUAAUCCUACGAAGCUCUGUCAUGAAGAUGGAUCUAUACAUCCUGAUACUGGUCAAUAUGGCAAUUUCUUGUGUGAUUCCCCAAUGACACUCAUAAAUGAAACUGUUGCAUCCAUGAAAAAUAUUCAACCAAAUCCAGAUUUUAUAGUGUGGACUGGAGAUAAUCUUCCACAUACAGAUGAUUUUAACCCUGACUGGGAUGUGACAUUUGAAGCUAUAAACAAUAUAACCGAGCUCCUUUACUCAUCUUUUCCAAACGUACCCAUCUACCCAUGUAUUGGUAAUCAUGACACUUUCCCACCUAACAUCUUGCUUCCUGAUGGAAUAUCUGACACUGUUUAUAAAGGAUACUUAGAAAAAGGAGGCUGGAAUAAAUUAUUGUCCAAGAAUGCUACUGUUACUUUUCAUCAAGGUGGCUUUUAUAGUGAAGUGAUUAAGCCUGGUCUUCGAUUGAUUAGUUUGAAUACAAUUCUGUGGUAUUUUCCAAACAACUAUACAGUUGAAAUUGAAGACCCUGCAAAUCAGUUUAGUUGGCUCAAAAAAGUUUUAAAUGAAAGUUCACAGCUGUCUGAAAAGGUCUAUAUAAUUGGACAUGUUUCUCCUGGAUUUUAUAGUAGAGGUCAACCUGGAAAGAAGUCAGAUCCUACUUAUCACUUGCAUUUCCUAGAGAAAUAUUUAGAUAUUUUGCAUCAGUAUACAGAAAUUAUUAUUGGUCAAAUGUAUGGCCAUUUUCACCUGGACUUUUUUCAGCUUUUUCAAUUUAAUACAGGUUCCUUUAAAAGUUCUUCAAUUCUGGCGUCAUCUGUAACGCCAUGGCAUUCCAUUGAUGAAUUCAGUACUACUCUUCCAGUAAAUCCUUCUUUUAAACUGAUGAACUAUUCUGACAGUGAUUUCUCACUUUUAGACUUCGAACAGUUCUAUAUGAAUUUAUCAAAAGUAAAUAGUUUGAAAGAAACACAUUUGGAUCCUGGACAUCUGUAUGAGCCCCUUUAUCAAUUUACUACUUUUUAUGGUGUUUCUGAUUUAUCUACAAAUUCACUUGUUAAAGUUUAUGAAAAUUUGAAGAAAAAUGAUAACAGGUUUCAAGAUUUCUUUUUACUCUUAACUGCUGGAAAACACAGUGCAGAGUGCGGAAGGGAUUGUAAAAUUGCUCAGUUGUGUGCCAUGUCUGGCACCAGUAAUGAAGAAUACGACCAGUGCAUGAAAACAAUUGAUGAAUCUAUCAUAUCUAAAUCUACUUAUUCAGCAAAUGUAACUACAAAUAUUUUAAUAGCUGUGUUUGUUUCUCUUUUAAUUUUGUGCUUACUUGUUACUUUCAUAUUGUACUUAAAAUAUUUUAAACGAGCUAAUCCAGAAGAAUAUCAACCAUUCCUAGAGUUCUAAUAAAUUAUUUUAUUUUAA
Messenger RNA from Parasteatoda tepidariorum (common house spider), 1527 nucleotides. Its product is annotated as acid sphingomyelinase-like phosphodiesterase 3b. The record is from RefSeq and is a predicted model, not a curated record. Lineage: Eukaryota; Metazoa; Arthropoda; Arachnida; Araneae; Theridiidae. Gene Ontology annotation, molecular function: phosphoric diester hydrolase activity.